Molecule: messenger RNA, 4009 nt
Organism: Contarinia nasturtii (swede midge)
Lineage: Eukaryota; Metazoa; Arthropoda; Insecta; Diptera; Cecidomyiidae
Gene: Trc8
Product: protein TRC8 homolog
Exons: 6
Coding region: 1101-3170 (689 amino acids)
Biological process (GO): ERAD pathway
Cellular component (GO): endomembrane system; endoplasmic reticulum
Molecular function (GO): ubiquitin protein ligase activity
Source: RefSeq, a predicted model, not a curated record
AACACAUACGAAAUAAACUCUUGCACUGCGUUUUGUUGAAUACUCAAAUGAAAGAAGAAGAAAAAAACAACUUCAUAAAUUUCGCAAUUUCUUUUUUUUUCUUUUUAAUUUGCUUACCAAAAAAAACUGUUUAAUUUUUUAAUGAAAACAAACGCUUAAUUUUAUGUAAACAUAUAACAUUUUUUUUUAAACAAAACAUAAAUAAUAUUUCGUCCGAACGAUCAUCUGUUAUUGGCCAACAUCAAAUAUUCGAAAGAGACAGAUACUGAGACAGAGAGAAUCAAAUGAAACAUAACAAUAUUCGAAGUGUAUGUGUGUCAAUAAAGAAGAAAUUCGGAAUAGAAAAUUCAAUGAAAACACAGUGUACAAAUAUUACAAAUUAUAUCGUAUCCGAAAUGCAUUAGAAAUAAUAAUGUUUAGUUUAUUCUAAUUGUACUUCAAUUGUGUGCUGGCUCAAUUAAAAAGUCAACGAGUUCCCUGUACAAAGAAAACAAAAUUGAAUAAAAUAUCUAUUUAAAAAAAAACCAUAUUGAGUGACACCAAUAAACACACGUUAAAGGUGAACAUUAAGCUACAGCGUACGCUUCUGAAAUCAAAUCGAACGAUAUAAACGCGAAGGCACAGAAACGUGAUAAUUUUUCUGUAGAUCUUCAUUUUUGUGUGUUUUUUUUUGUUCGUUCGUCUCGUUGUUAUUUCUUUAAAAUCCGUGAAUUUUUUUUCUUUUUCACAAUUGUAUUUGUGUCGAUUGAAAAAGGUCAUUUAAUGAAGGCGAUAAAGAACAAGUGGUGCUUUUGAUUUGAUGUGGUGUACACAAGUAAAUGGCAUGGAAUUUGUAUAAAGGUGUCAAUUUAAGCCAACAGGCACGGUGUACAAUACCACAGCUUUGAAAACAAAACAACAACAACAACAACAAAAAUUGUUGGUUCGUCGAUGAAAUUGCGCGACGAUUCAAGAAGCAACACGAAAUCAAAGCUGAACAAACCAGCAACUUAUCAACAUAAGAAAAAAAAAAGUAGAAGAAUUAAGUAGACGUCACAAUAGAUUCCGUGCAUUUAAGUGAAAACACAACAACAUAAACAAGAAAUAUCGAAAGGGUUACGAUGUCGAUGAGAACAAAAAUGCUGGGUUUUGUUGAUGUGAUAUUGCGUGUACCGCCAAUUUUCAUCAUUGAUGAAAUACUAAAGAUUAGUAUGGGACUACCAUUUUCAACACAAAAUGACUCCAACAUACUGGUCAAUGGCCAAAUUCCAAUCGAUCAGACCACAACAUCAUCCCCGGCUGGCGCUGCGAGUGAUAACCAUCUAUUCAAUGGCACCAUCAAUAGUAAUUUUAGUAGUAGUAAUAGCAGCUUAGAUCAAAUUCUAAAUACAACGUCAGCUGAAUUAUUCGGUGAUGCUAUGUCAGCGGGUUCCGUCGAUGACACCGAAUUUUACAAAUUAAUAUCAUUGACCAGUUUAAAAUUUACAUCAUGUUUAUUAGGAUGUCUCAGCGCCGCCUGUAUAUUUAUGUUAUGGACAAGGCACUUGGUUAUUGUUUAUAUGUACAUAGUAUCAAUAGGUUUAAUAUUUCUAUCUUAUUGGAGCAAUGUAUCUGCGAUAGCGUUGAUUGGUGAUGGGCCAUGUUUGCUGGAAGAUAUUUUGGCAUUGAAUGUAAAUCGUUUGAUGGAUCCGCGUGGUGUUGCUGUUGCCAUACUACCGCACCUAUUUGCCCAAUGGAUAAUUGGGAAAAUAUUCUCGUAUAUACAUUUGGGACCGAAAUACAAAAGCAUUCAAACAUUGUUGCCCGUUAGCUUUCUAAUGCCAUUGUUGCUAGCCAUGUUACCAUUACCCCAGCCAAUACUCAAACAUUCCCCCGCAUUUGCCGCUAUAAUGCCUUUGGCUCUAUCGAAAAUUGCACUAUGGAGUUCAUCAUUUGAUAUAAUUAAAACGCUAUUGAAUGGUUAUGAGCAUGCAAAAAAUUUUGCCACCAAUUUCGGGCUAUCGGCAUUGGUUGAAAAUGAAUGGCAACGCUUGAAUGUGCCAUGUGUGCUACGAGCUUUUUGGACCAUUAGAAUUGGUGAACAUUUUAUGACGCUUAUGCUAUCGUCAAAGGACACACUAUCCUAUUGGACAACAAUGCAAAAUCUGUUGGUCAGUGGCUGUGAAACGUUAACGGCAGUGCUUGGCAUGACCAGCAUUGUAUCGCUGAUUUGUUAUUAUAUUGGAAAAAUGUUUCAGUGGUUCUUAUUAUCCGAAGAUUACGAUGAGGAUAAAUCGAUUGGAACCGUAUCGGCAAUUUUAUUCUAUAUAUUGGCACUUCAAACGGGUCUCACAUCAUUGUCGCCCGAAAAACGUUUCAUUCGAUUGUGUCGCAAUUUUUGUCUAUUGAUCACCGCUUUACUACACUUUUUGCAUAAUAUCGUUGCACCGAUUUUGAUGUCAUUGAGCGCAGCACGAAAUCCAUCACGAAAACGACAUAUUCGCGCCUUAUGCGUUUGUGGUUUUCUAUUAGUUGCACCAAUUGUAUUAUUAACCGCUCUAUGGUCACGACAUCCACCGUCAACAUGGCUGCUAGCUGUUACAGCAUUUUCAAUUGAAGUCAUCGUCAAAGUUUUGGUUAGUCUUGCAACAUACACGCUUUUCCUGUUGGAUGCCAGACGUCAAACAUUCUGGGAAAAAUUAGAUGACUACGUUUACUAUAUAAAAGCCUUUGGAAAUUCCGUUGAAUUCUGUUUCGGAAUAUUCUUGUUCUUCAAUGGAGCCUGGAUUCUCCUAUUUGAAUCAGGUGGUGCAAUUAGAGCUUUUAUGAUGGGCAUUCAUGCCUAUUUCAAUAUUUGGUGCGAAGCACGUGCUGGAUGGGCAGUAUUCAUGAAACGACGAACGGCCGUUCAUAAAAUCUCCUCACUUCCAGAGGCCAGCUAUCAACAAUUGGAACAAUUUGAUGACGUUUGUGCUAUCUGCUAUCAGGAAAUGACAUCAGCCAAAAUCACUCGAUGCAAUCAUUAUUUCCAUGGUGUUUGUUUGCGUAAAUGGUUGUACGUUCAAGAUCGAUGCCCAUUUUGCCAUGAAAUAAUUAUGAAACAAGAACCAGCCAACUCAGCGUCACAAUCAAAUGAACAAAAUGAUAAUCAAAAUAAUAAUUUGGAAAACGAUAAUGAUGGGGUCGAGGUAUUUCAAGAGAAUCUUAACUAGAUAUACAGUUUUUUAUUGUUAUUUAUUUGCUACAAAAAAAAAUCAACCACAGAUAACAAUAAUAAUGCAGAAAGAAUUUGUUUGGAAAAAUACAAAAAACAAAGAAAAUCACACACAAAACAGAGAUCUUUUCAAAUUAUCCAAAUAAUUCACACAAAUAUAAUCUGAUAUACAUAUAUAGGCUCUAUAUUAUAGAGAGAGAGAUUUUUUUUUUUCGAGCACCUGAAUAAAUAACCAACGCUAGUGAAUCAUUGAAUGUGUAAAUUUAAAUCUGAAGAGUGUCCACAUGCGUGUUGAUGACUGAACGUUUUUGAAAAUAUAGAACCACUCAAUGUCGAAUCGAGCUGUUAUUUUAAUGAAAAGACCAUUCGAUCGUAAGGAAUACAAAUGAUAGCAUCGUUAUACUCUUGAAUAAAACAGAAAAAAAAACAAACGAAGCAACAAAAAUAAAAACAAUCACUGAACUUUGAUAAAAGAUAAUUAUUUUGUAUUUUCAAUCAGAAAAAAAAAUACAAACGAUGGAUUGUAAUGAUUUGAAUUUGAAGUGAAAAGCGAUACCUUUAAUUUUGACAUAAGUUUUGAAAUGAAAAAAGAAGAUAAUUGUAUAUUAUAAGACAUUAUAAAUGUAAUAAAAUAAUUCUACUGGUCGUAAGUCGUAGUAGUUUGUUUGAUUAUUUCCAUUUGAUUAAAAAAAAAAAUUGACAAUUUUCAACAGCGGAUAUUCUCGAAUUAUGAGUCAAAUUAUUGUUGUAAAAACAAUCUUGGUAGAAACGAAAUCAAAUUCUGGGGGAAAAAUGUAACAAUGGUGAUGUUUUUCAUUGGAUUAUUGAUUGGCAAAA